This is a messenger RNA of Pleurotus ostreatus (oyster mushroom), 987 nucleotides long. RefSeq names its product Aminolevulinate dehydratase (gene HEM2). NCBI's taxonomy places the organism in Eukaryota, Fungi, Basidiomycota, Agaricomycetes, Agaricales, Pleurotaceae. Gene Ontology annotation, molecular function: zinc ion binding; porphobilinogen synthase activity. Gene Ontology annotation, biological process: heme biosynthetic process. The transcript has 5 exons. The coding region runs from base 1 to 987 and encodes 328 amino acids. The record is from RefSeq and is a predicted model, not a curated record. Gene Ontology annotation, cellular component: cytosol.
AUGGAUAUUUCGUCAAUCCUGCAAGGUGGUUACCAGCACCCUCUGUCGCGCUCAUGGCAAGCCCAACGCCAGCUCACGAAAGAGAUGCUGAUGUAUCCUAUAUUCAUCACCGACGAUCCUGAUGCCAGCGAUAUCAUCGCUUCACUGCCGAAUCAACGUCGCUGGGGGAUCAACAAACUCCAGGGAUUCCUCGAUCCGCUUAUACGGAAAGGUCUGCGCAGUGUGAUCCUGUUCGGCGUGCCUUUGAAGUGUGUCAAGGAUGAAAGGGGGACACCAGCGGACGACACCGAGGGACCGGUGAUUUCAGCCAUCCGCCUCCUACGGGAUCUCUAUCCCUCGCUUUACAUCGCGUGUGACGUUUGCCUAUGCGAGUACACCUCACACGGACACUGCGGGGUCCUCCGCACCGAUGGCACCAUUGAGCCCGAGCCUUCCGUCGCACGCAUCGCCGAAGUCGCGUUAAACUACGCCAAGGCCGGCGCCCACUGCGUAGCCCCCAGCGACAUGAUGGACGGGCGAAUCAAAGCCAUCAAGCGCGCGCUGAUUGAUGGCGGUUAUGGGAACAGAUGUACAUUGAUGAGCUAUUCAGCGAAGUUUGCCAGCGGGCUGUAUGGCCCAUUCAGAGACGCGGCUGGAAGUGCGCCUUCGUUCGGUGAUAGGAAGUGCUAUCAAUUGCCUCCGGCUGCAAAAGGUCUUGCCUGCCGCGCCAUUCAACGCGACGUAGGCGAAGGAGCUGAUAUCAUAAUGGUCAAGCCCGCCUUGCCGUACCUCGAUAUCAUCUCCCAUGCGUCAAGGCUCGCCCCUGACCACCCCCUCGCCUGCUAUCAGGUCUCAGGGGAGUUUGCGAUGGUUCACGCGGGGGCUAAUGCAGGCGUAUACGAGCUCAGAACUAUGGCAUUCGAGACCGUUGAGAGUAUGAUCAGAGCAGGCGCAACGCUGAUUCUGACAUACUUCACACCCGAGUUCCUCGACUGGUUGGAGGUGUAA